Phyllotreta striolata is the source of this 2885-nucleotide messenger RNA. The record is from the annotation of a GenBank genome assembly. Lineage: Eukaryota; Metazoa; Arthropoda; Insecta; Coleoptera; Chrysomelidae.
UUGACAUUGAUUAUUUUCCAAAUAAAAUUUUAGUUCGAAGAUUUUUUCCAUAAUUUGCCAUGAAAGUUGAAGUAUCUCCGCCGAUAAAAGUAUAUCAAAAUAUAUGAAAAUGUAAUAAAAUGGAACAUGAAGACGACGUUAAAAGAAUCAAAGAGCAAAUCAAAUAUAAGGUAAACAAAUCGAAAGUAAACAAAUGUGAUUUGAAAUCGCACGUGCAAGAGCCUUUCAGCGUCUUGGAUAUUCCACAAUUGCUAAACUAUUUCGAGACGCCUGAUGAGAAAAAGAGCUUCCGAAAAUCGAGCACGAAACCUUCCGAAGAAAUUAAGCAAGGCGAUAAUUCGGAAACGCUAACGAAAACCGAUAAGAAAUUAAUUCCUAGUUUAAGUGAAAUUUUGAAUAUAAUUAAGCUCGUUCGAGAAACGUUCUUAUGGAAACCGGAUAGAAGCGCAGACCUUCGUUCGAAUGAAAAACAACUAUCGAAUUUUUCUGUCGAAGAAAAGAUAGCGCUGGUCAAAGAGAACUCUCGUAAAUAUUCACAAAAAAACAAUUACGACACCUCUUAUUACUUGUCGGUGCUGUUGAAGUUAAAAGACUAUUUGCAGAUAUUUAUUAGAGAUGAUAACGUGGAAAAUCCGGAAAUUAGCGAAAUAUUUUCGAAACUUAAGUGUUUCAUUUGGAGAUUAUCCAAAAACGAAGAACUACAAGCGAAAAAGCACACACAGAAUUUGGUAAAUACAGACAUGACAAGUCAAUCUUAUCAAUCCUCUCCUGCUUUGCAAAGCUUUAAUAAGAUAAAACUUGGCCCGAAAAGGAAGAAGAAAACCGUUAGUUCUGACGGUUUAAUAAACGGCAAUAAAGAUCAACCAGCAAGUACUAAUUAUUUGAGUACGUCACCACUGAAAAUGCUGUUAAAAAUGAAUACGAAGUGCAGUUCUACUCGCAGACAAAAUCUCCCAAAACUGUAUGCCAGAAAAGACAAAUUCAACACUAUUUUCAACAUAUACGGUGAUUUACUCAACGAUUACAAAGAGUACUACCAACCGUACGUACACAAAUCGACUCCUUCGUUAGAAAAAUUAAAAACCAAACAUCCCCACAAAGCCCCAGCUGAGGAUCCCAUCUACCAUAUCGAAUACUUCGACAAUGAGGAUGUUUUGCUUUAUUUACUGGGCAACAAACUGUCUCCUACAAUUUUUCCAAAAAGAAUAUCAGCUAGGAAACAUCACAAAAAGUCCGUCAGAAAAUCGCACAGCGUUUCCACUACAUUCAAUCGCAACGAUGUUAAAUCUAAAAACAUACUGAAAAAGUCCACGAAAGGCGGGACUAAAAUCAAUAAAAAAGUGACCUUUCAAUUGCCCGAAACCAGCAGCGAUCAAAUAAAAGGUUACAAAAAUGGAAAGGUGUGAUUUAACCCAAAAAUCUGCUUGUGAAGUGGUAAUUUUUCUUAUAAUAGGCUUGACGUUUAGUUGUGAAAAUGACAAAAUAAAAAACAGUUUCAAAACAGUUAAUUUCAUAGUGAAAUGUUCAAAAUUCUCGUGAAACAAAUACUACAAAAAAUAGAAGCAAUAAAUAUGAAAGUGGAGAAACGAAAGUCCAGAAACAAUAAAAUAACAAAAAAAUCGAAAAUAACAAGAAAUAAACAAGUAAAACAAGAAUUAUCGAACGAACCUCUUCAAUUCUUUAAUAACAAGAGAGACAAUGAUCAAAUGGAGAUGGGUCCGUAUCUAUUUAAAAACGCUGGUAACACUGUAUCAUCCGAAGAACUAUAUGAUGAACUUUAUAUGAGAGAAAAAAUCGACGAAGCUAGAAAAUUGUACAGUAAAACGGUGUCGAUCAACAAUCCACUUAAUCCUUCUUAUAAAAACAAAACAACUUUGUCAACUCAAUUUCUCAACGAUAAAACCAUUCCUGACGUCGUAAAAUCAUUCAUAGUUUCAUCUACUUGGCAGCAAAACACUAAUCACUUGAAAAGGGACAUUUGCAAAAUCAUUAAAAACCUACUCUUCGAACUAGAAACCUGCGACAACGAUCCCAAUUUGGAAGAGGAGGAAUACAAAAUCAUUUACGACGUGAGAAAAUUAUUACCAGAGUUCCAAACGAUCAUCGGAUUUUCGCCGGACGAAUACCGAGAAUUUUCCGUACGGCCAAAAUUCCCAUCCCAAAACCCCAAUUCCGACAAAAAGAGAAUAGUCAUAUUACAGGAUAUUAAAAACAUACUAAAUCGCCUUAAAAAAGACAAGAAGAAAAAAGAAACUAACGAAAAAACGCUGCCGAGUAAACCUAAAUACAGUGAGAAUCCACACGCAAGAUUCCGAACAACACUUCCCACCCCUCGUGUAGACAACAAACAAAACGCCCCCUUAGUAAACGAAUCCUUAAAGAAGAGAGACAUCGAAGACGUCCUGAAAGACUUAAAGCACUUCCUGCCUGAAAGAAAACCCUACAGCCCGCUGACCGUAGAAGAGCAGUACCAACAGUACCUGGGCUACCCCGAUGAAAACAACAUGGUCACACCUCCCUGUUCCAGGCAAGAGCGAUGCACCGAAGACAUACUAGAAGACAUGAAAGAAAUGAUCCCCGAACUGCAGCAAACCCAAAGAAUAAUCAACAACUUGACCAACAAAGACUUUCACCAUGCAACCAAAAAAGUAGUACAAUUAGAAACAAGGAGUCCCAGUACAGUGCUCUUGGAAAAUUUGCAGAAGAAAAUCGGUAUGGAGAAAAUCGAACAAGUGCAAUCGUGGCUCAAAAGAAGAGAAAUUUUAAGAAUAAAAGACAAAGAUAAUUACCAUGAAUUGUUUAUGAGCAACAACGAUGGCAUAUAAAAGAAGUUCGUCGAUGGUCUUGUUUUAUAUGAAACUACAGUACAUAUUUGAAUUUAUUUU